AUGGAAAGUUUCUCAGUUUCCUCGAUGCUAGUGCCACUCAUUGAUAGUGGCAUGGGUGAAGACUCUGAUGAGUGGACUGAUACCGAUAGUAAUAAAAGCAUAGAAAGAAAUGGAGAUGAUUUAACAUCUUCGAGGGAUCCAUUUGAAGAUGUUUUCAAUUCAGAAGAUCCCCUCAAUGUCAAUGACAAUAAAACGAUAGAUUUAACAAAUGACAGGGAUGCCCUAAGUCCAUUAACAUACCUUGAAGAUGGGCAAUCCCCCAAAGAACAAGAUGACUUUGAAUUUGACUUCCAAACCAUCGACGAAGCUGAACAAACCGAACAUAUUUUGAAAGUUCGAGUUCAUGCGAAUUUCUGUAUGCGCUGUGGAACUGGUUUCGUACAGCAAAAAACCCUCAACAUUCACUUGGAGAAGAAUGAAUGCUCUGCCAAUACAAACAGUACUGAAAUGCCUUUAACAUGUAGCAUUUGUGGUCAGAGUUUCUUUGGAAUUAAGUGUCUGCGCCAUCAUUUUAUGCGUCACGCCCAAACGAGGCCGUUUAAAUGUAAAAACUGUCCCCUUUCGUUUGUCACUCAAAGGGAUCUCUACUCACAUUAUCGAAGUCACAAAGACUAUCGACCAUUUAUCUGUGAUCUGUGUCCGAAGGCCUAUCACUCCUCAAAAGACUUAUUGGCACACAAACGAAAUCAUGUCGUAGAACACGCUUACGGGUGUAGGCUCUGUCCGAGAAGAUUCAAAAAGUCGAAAUAUCUUGCAGCGCAUAAACGGAAACAUGAUGCAAAAAAACCAUUCAAAUGCAAGUUUUGUCGACGAAGUUAUGCCCAAAAUAGCCUUCGCAAUAUGCACAUGAGAACUCAUACAAUUUCAAAGAAAGGUUUGCUGAAAUUUCUGUGCGAAAUUUGUGGCUUGACACAUGUCCGGUCUAGAUCGGUGUGGGCUAAACUGAUGCCAACAACAGAAAGAAGACAAAGUAACGAUAGUAACAUUUGCCUUGGGGACAAUAGCAAAGAAGACCCACGGCCAUGGAGUAAAAAUCGUCGAAGAAAAUCGUCUGAAUCAUCGGAUAGUGUGCAGAUUAUUGAGGAUCCUUUGCAAUUUACAAUUGAUUUGGUUGACGAAUAG
Episyrphus balteatus (marmalade hoverfly) is the source of this 1122-nucleotide messenger RNA. Its product is annotated as zinc finger protein 501-like. Gene Ontology annotation, molecular function: RNA polymerase II transcription regulatory region sequence-specific DNA binding; DNA-binding transcription factor activity, RNA polymerase II-specific. NCBI's taxonomy places the organism in Eukaryota, Metazoa, Arthropoda, Insecta, Diptera, Syrphidae. Gene Ontology annotation, biological process: regulation of transcription by RNA polymerase II. The coding region runs from base 1 to 1122 and encodes 373 amino acids. The transcript has 2 exons. The record is from RefSeq and is a predicted model, not a curated record. Gene Ontology annotation, cellular component: nucleus.